Messenger RNA from Tigriopus californicus, 2102 nucleotides. Its product is annotated as beta-galactosidase-like. Gene Ontology annotation, molecular function: beta-galactosidase activity. Gene Ontology annotation, cellular component: vacuole. The transcript has a single exon. Lineage: Eukaryota; Metazoa; Arthropoda; Copepoda; Harpacticoida; Harpacticidae. The record is from RefSeq and is a predicted model, not a curated record. The coding region runs from base 81 to 2078 and encodes 665 amino acids. Gene Ontology annotation, biological process: carbohydrate metabolic process.
UUUGAAAACUAGUUUCAAUGUUGUACACACCCAACUAGAAACACAAACGUCAUUGCUUUGAGCCUUGGCUGAUCUAAACAAUGAAGUUUCUUCUCCCGCUCCUCUUCCUAUUGGCCCUCAUUCAAGUAAAGGCUCAAAAUCGGACCUUCACCAUCGAUUAUGACAACGACACAUUCCUCAAGGAUGGCAAGCCUUUUCGCUACAUAUCUGGAUCCGUUCAUUACUUCAGAAUCCCAAGAGAUCUCUGGCAUGACCGUCUCCAAAAAAUUAGGGCGGCUGGAUUCAACUCCAUUCAGUUUGUCGUUCAAUGGAACCUUCACGAACCGCAACCGGGUCAGUACAACUUUGAAGGCCGUUUUGAUGUAGAAGCUUUCAUUCGAAUGGCAGGAGAUCUUGGCUUAUAUGUGAUCCUCCGACCUGGACCUUACAUUUGUGCGGAAAGAAAUGGCGGCGGAUUGCCCUUCUGGUUAUACAAACUUCAUCCGGAUAUCAAGCUCCGUUCCAGUGAUCCCAAUUUCCUGAACUACGUCGAUAAAUGGUGGGACGUGCUCAUGGUCAAGAUGAAACCUCUCCUGUAUAAGAACGGUGGUCCAAUAAUUAUGUCCCAAUUGGAGAAUGAAUAUGGAUCAUAUGGCUUGCAGACAGGAUAUUGCGAUGUUGAGUAUCUGGCCCAUCUAAGGGACAAAUCUUGGGAACACUUUGGAACCGACACGCUCCUUUACACCACGGAUGGAGAUUCAAUUGACUACGUCAGAUGUGGACGAGUUCAAGGAGCUUAUGCCACUGUGGAUUUUGGAAUGGGAAGAAAUGUGACCGACUCAUUUCACGUCCAAAGGCUAUUCGAGCCCCAAGGGCCUUUGGUCAAUUCCGAGUACUACCCUGGAUGGCUAGACUACUGGAAUCAACCCCACCAAAUGGCAGAUUUCAACAUGUCCGUCAAAUCUUUCGAAGACAUCCUUGAGACCGGGGCCAAUGUUAAUGUCUAUAUGGCUCAUGGUGGAACAUCAUUUGCUUUCGAGAAUGGAGCCAAUAACCCUCCAUUCCAAGUGGAGCCGACCUCUUACGAUUACGAUGCCUUAAUUUCGGAACCCGGGGACUUGACAGAUAAGUAUUUCGCUUUUAAAAGCGUGAUUGCAAAGUACUUGCCCAUUCCGUCAAUUGAAGUAAACGAAACAACUCCAAAGGCCAAUUACGGUCGAGUGCCCUUGAACUACGUAACCUCGAUUUUCCAAGGCCCAAUGAAAUUCGCUCAAAACAACACCAACCCUAUGACCUUUGAGGACUUGAAUCAAGAGGCUGGUUAUGUCUUCUACGAAACUGCCAUUACAGAAAUGUUCACGGACCCAGCGGAGUUGCAAGUUAACGACCUUCACGAUCGGGCAAACAUCUACGUUAACCAAGAAUUCGUGGGCAUUUUGAGCCGAGGCGAAGAUUGUCUAACGUUUCCGAUCUCUGUGAGAAAAGGCGAUCGUCUGCAACUAUUGGUUGAAAAUCAAGGUCGAAUUGGUUAUGGAGCCUAUGCCAAGGACUUCAAAGGCAUCACAUCAAAUGUCACCCUCGCUGGCCAUGCUUUGCAGGAUUGGUCCAUGUUCACCAUGCCCUUGGACGAUGGUCCUACUCUUGACAACCAACUGAAACGGCUCCAAGCUCUUCAGAAAACCGAUCCCAAAUUUGCUCAAGACACUUUGACGUCAUUCAAGGAGGCUGUUAAUAAUGGCCAAGGAGGCUUUUGGAGAGGAACUUUUAAAAUUCCCUGUUCAGAGACCAUUGCCAACGAAACCUUCUUGAAUUUGCCAGGAUGGAGUAAAGGCGUGGCCUUUUUGAAUGGUUUUAACCUCGGCCGUUAUUGGCCUAUUGUGGGACCACAAAUAACACUUUACGUUCCAUCAGUCCUAUUGAAACCGGCUUGUCAAGAGAAUUCGUUGGUCAUCUUUGAGCAACAAAAACCAGGCUGUGAUACUCAAAAUGGUUGUUGGGUGGAAUUGGUAGACACACCCAAUAUCAAUGGCCCAACACCUUUGAAACCGCAAGAAACUAUUACAUACGAAAAGUACUCUCGAUCUUACAAUGAACUGUGAAAAUAAUACUUGUUUGAACAAAUA